Lasiodiplodia theobromae is the source of this 513-nucleotide messenger RNA. Its product is annotated as Competence damage-inducible protein. NCBI's taxonomy places the organism in Eukaryota, Fungi, Ascomycota, Dothideomycetes, Botryosphaeriales, Botryosphaeriaceae. The record is from RefSeq and is a predicted model, not a curated record. The transcript has 4 exons. Bases 1 to 513 code for a protein of 170 amino acids.
AUGUUCCCGCCCCCGGAAUUGAAGGCCGUUUCGAAGGAAGUCGCAGAGUUGCUGAAGGAGAGGGGAGAGACGCUUUCCGUUGUUGAGACGGCUGCGGGAGGUUUGACCUCGGCCGCCAUCCUAGCCACGCCUGGUGCGAGUUCAAUCUUCAAGGGCGGUCUUCAGCUCUACACCCUCGAAUCGCGCGUCGCCUACGGCGGCUGGACCGAAGAGAACCUCAGGAACUACGCCGGCCCGACGCCCGAGAUCGUCAAGGGCUUGGCCGAGCACGUGCGCGGCACCCUCACCACCACCUACACCGUCUGCGAGAGCGGCACCGCCGGCCCCACCGGCGGCGAGACGAAGAACAGGACGCCUGGCUACGUCGCACUUGCAGUCACCUCGGCGGCCGGCACGGUGACGAGGGAGGUCGACACGGGGCUGGAUGGCGACAGGGAGGCAAACAUGCUCAAGUUCGCGGUGGAAGGCCUGACGCUGCUGCGGGACCUAAUCAAGGGUGACGUGAAGCCUUGA